AUGACGGGUAAAGUACAGUAUCAGAACGGAAGACCAUUUUCAACCACGAACCCAUUCAGAAACGUCACAGCUAUGGAAUUGGAUGGCAGUACAGAGGAUGAGCAAUUCAAGCAGUGGGCACAGAAUAUGCAUCGAGAUUUAGCUAGGGAUCCAAGUUUUAGACAGGAAUCGCCAGUUAGUAGGAGAUCAUUCCGUAGUUCCACUCCACCGACUCCAAAACACGUCUCUACAAACCCAUUUCUAGAUGAUGCAGAUUUAGAAAGAGUGCCUAAUACAACGAAUAAUGUGUCUCCCCAACGUCCCAAACAAUACUCUACAGCAAGAGAGGAAAAAGAUAGGUUGAGAGAAAAAUAUUAUGAAAAUGAUGACGGACAUAAUGACACCAAUGUAAAUCAGGAUCAACCACCAUCAUACGAUGAGAUAGUGCCCAAAAAUAAAGAUAAAUCUAAAUACCCGGGAGAGAAGGGUUCGUCUCGUCACAGCUCUCGUCGCCAUCACAAUUCACCAUCACAACAUCGUCACGAGCAUCGUUCAAGUAGAUAUCACAGCUCUUCAACGUCAUCCUCUAACAGAAAAGAUAAAGAAAAGAAGAAAACAAAACCGCCAAAAAAUGUCGAUACAAUUGAUAAAUUGGAUGUCACCGGUCUCUUUGGUGGAUCAUUCCACCACGACGGUCCGUUUGACGCUUGCACGCCACACAGAAACAAAAAUAUAAAAGCUGCACCAGUAUUGGCCUUCCCUGUAAAUGGCCCAAAUAGUACAAUUGGAGGUGCACCAACUGUAAAAAAAUUCGCAAUAAGUGAAGUGUUCGGUGUACACAGUGUCGAUGAUGAAGAUGAUGCCAUAUACGAAAAUAAAAAUAAGAAGAAAAAUGUAUUGAGAAAAAAUGUUGGUGAAGUUAAACAAGUUGAUGUUAAGAAUAAAGAAGUUGUUCACGGCCCAGAAACUGGUGGGUUAGGUUCAAGCACAUUUUUAGAUGGAACUCCUGCUGUUGGUCAUACCUUACAACGAGGUAAAACAGUCUCCUAUAAGCCUAGACCGCACACCAAUAGCCUUGGUAGUGCUGGUAUUCAAAGGAAUAUGACUAUAAACUCCGGUCCUUCUACUAGACAAAGAUAUGAUAGUGCAGGUAGUUCUAAUAGAUCGAGAAUGAACAGAGAACCAAGUUCAGGGCUUGACUAUGACGAUGAGGAAGAAGAUAUAUAUCUUGGUGUUCGUAUCGAUCCAAAUGCCAAGAAAGAGUCCACUGGUAAUAAAUUUUUAAGACGAGUUAAAAGUUUGAAAGUGGGAAGAAAAUGA
Kazachstania africana CBS 2517 is the source of this 1299-nucleotide messenger RNA. RefSeq names its product Pal1p (gene PAL1). The transcript has a single exon. Lineage: Eukaryota; Fungi; Ascomycota; Saccharomycetes; Saccharomycetales; Saccharomycetaceae. Gene Ontology annotation, cellular component: cytoplasm. Bases 1 to 1299 code for a protein of 432 amino acids. The record is from RefSeq and is a predicted model, not a curated record.